Pseudoliparis swirei is the source of this 3317-nucleotide messenger RNA. It is a transcript of the gene slc28a1, whose product is annotated as solute carrier family 28 member 1. Bases 559 to 2679 code for a protein of 706 amino acids. Lineage: Eukaryota; Metazoa; Chordata; Actinopteri; Perciformes; Liparidae. Gene Ontology annotation, cellular component: membrane. Gene Ontology annotation, molecular function: nucleoside:sodium symporter activity. The record is from RefSeq and is a predicted model, not a curated record. The transcript has 18 exons. Gene Ontology annotation, biological process: nucleoside transmembrane transport.
CCUGGAAGUAAAGUGCAAAUUGCAAUGCAAUAUAUUUAAUGGUCUACUCUAGAUUGCUACAACUGAUUUUAAGGCUAUCUGAUUCUGCAGCGAGUACACUGGUACUUAAUGCAAUAGAUAACCAUUUAAAGAUAUACCAUUCUGUCAAAAAUGCUAAUUAAUUUGACAUUGCACAUUCGUACUUUGUGUGCAUCACAAUAGCAUAGUCAUAUAAUAGAUUCAAAGUUCACAUACUUAUCUUUGGGCUGUUUUACAAGAGUAACCUGUGCUCUUUGAUGUUACAGUUAUUUAUAUUCUAAUGUUAUAAAAUUGUAUUUUCACAGUUACCUUCUUGAAAAUGCGAAGGGUCACCUGCAACAAAUCUAACAUCAUUUACACCUUACAAUUUGUAUAUUUUACCUGUAUGUCUGAUUGUUUGUACAAGGCACAUUAUUUUAUUCAUACUUUAUCAUCUGUUGCCCCAGUGAUUUUUUCAAACUUGUUGAUAAUCCUUCCUUAUAAAAUGUUGCUUCAUAUGACCCAUUGAAUUAUUUUGGUUGCACUAUCGCACUUUUUACUAUGUCCUGUACUUCCUCAGAACGAUCAGAGCUCCACGCAACCUGUCUGUUAAUUAAUGAUUUGAGUCAUUUCACGUUUCAUGUGCAGACUCUUUUCCUGCAGUGUGUUUCACGGGACACAGUUGACAGCCGGGUUUCAGAGGACACAAUGAUGGAAGCCGACGGAGUCAAACUUGAAAAUGUAACCCAUUAUCCCGGAAAUGGCUUGGACAACCAGGCUUUUGAAAGAGAGGAGGACAUCAUUACUGAGACUAACAACAUCCAAAGGGAGACUAAAAAGGGAUUAAGCUCAUGCUUAAGCCUUUUUUCCAAGCCAAUUAACGCCGCAGAGGAUUACUUCAAGGCUCACUCCCAAACCUUCAAAGUCAUUGUUCUGGGCAUCCUUGGAGCAGGUUAUGUGGCAUACUUUAUUGCAGCCUGUGUUUUGGAUUUCCAGAGGGCCAUUGCUCUUGUAGUCCUUACCAGUUUGGCCAUUGUUGCUAAAUCAUAUGAACUUCUGAAGGAAUACAAAGGAGAGAGCAUCAGUCAGUGUUUCAGACCUGCAGCUAGAUGCUUUAAAUCUAACUUUAAAUGGUUAAAAUGGGUUUUAAUUUUAGCAGCUGUGGUCCUGCUUGUUCUGUGGCUCGUGUUAGACACAAGCCAGCGUCCUGAGCAGUUGAUCUCGUUUGGAGGUGUGUGCAUGUUUGUCAUGCUUGUGUUCCUCUUGUCAGCACACAGGAAAGCGGUGUCAUGGAGGCCUGUGUUUUGGGGUCUCGGAAUGCAGUUCUGUAUCGGCCUCUUUGUCAUACGGACACAGCUUGGACUCAUUUCGUUCAAAUGGCUUGGAAAGCAAGUGGAGAUAUUCCUUGCCUAUACCAAAGAAGGCUCAAGUUUUGUUUUUGGUGACCUGAUCGGCAACAUUUUUGCCUUUCAAAUAUUUCUCCUUCAGGUUUUGCCCAUUGUUGUGUUCUUCAGCAGCGUGAUGUCAAUCCUUUACUUUUUGGGGAUAAUGCAGUGGCUCAUUCUGAAGAUUGCAUGGUGCAUGCAGAUAACGAUGGGAACCUCUCCCACAGAGACCUUGAGUGUGGCAGGCAAUAUAUUUGUUGGGCAGACAGAAGCUCCGCUGCUGAUCCGCCCUUAUUUGAAAGACAUGACCAAAUCUGAGAUCCAUGCUGUUAUGACUGGCGGAUUUGCCACAAUUGCAGGCAGUGUCUUGGGAGCAUUCAUCUCAUUUGGGAUUGAUUCAUCUUCUUUGAUAUCAGCUUCUGUAAUGGCUGCUCCUUGUGCCUUGGCCAUAUCCAAACUGUCUUACCCAGAGACAGAGGAGAGUCCCUUCAAGGAUAAGAAGAAUAUUAAAGUGUCUUCUGGAGAUGAAAAGAACAUCUUGGAGGCUGCUAGCAGUGGAGCGUCUGCUUCAAUAGGUCUUGUUGCUAACAUUGCAGCCAAUUUGAUAGCCUUUCUUGCCAUCCUCGGGUUCAUAAAUGCAACUUUGAAGUGGCUUGGCGGUAUGGUGGGAUAUCCUUCAAUUUCGUUUCAGAUAAUUUGCUCUUACAUAUUCAUGCCCGUGGCCUUUAUGAUAGGAAUACCUUAUGAGGAGACUUUCCUUGUUGCUGAACUAAUCGGCACAAAACUCUUCCUCAACGAGUUUGUGGCUUAUGAGAAACUAUCUGAACUGAAGGACAAGAGACUCAACGGACUUGAUGAAAUUAUUGGAAAUGAAAGGCAAUGGAUAUCAGUCCGAUCAGAAAUAAUUACCACUUAUGCGCUUUGUGGGUUUGCCAACUUAAGCUCACUGGGUAUCAUGAUUGGAGGCUUAACCUCUAUAUGCCCAUCAAGAAGAAGUGAUGUCUCUGCUCUGGUGAUGAGAUCUAUGCUCACUGCAACUUGUGUUUCUCUCAUCAAUGCCUGCAUUGCAGGGAUCCUCUUCGUUCCUCCACUCGACUGUGUGGAGCUGUUCAAUACAACUGCUUUCAAUAACACAAAUGUAAAUAUGCAAACUUGCUGUACAGACCUCUUUCAAAGCACUGUAAACAAUGGAACCAUCUCAUUUGAAGGGUGGUGGAGCUCAGUUGCAAACGUCACUUUGUAUUUCUCCAAAUGUUGUCAGUGCUGUGGUCUUUCUGAUGUGGCAGUUUGUAAUUAGAGGAGAAAAUCCCAUAUUAGUGUGUCUCCAUGUUUGUAUGUUUGUGCAACAGUUGAUGUAAAAAUGUAAAGUCUUCAUGCAUAUCUUUUAAAGAUCUCUGUAUCUUUCGUGUAUUAUAUUGUAGAUUAAUUCAGAUAUUGGCUUCUAUUUAAAGCGAUGACAUAGAGGGAACAGUAUGAUGGAUUUAAAUAUUUGACAAUUAUACAUGCAAUUAUAUGUACAGUGAAAAUGUGAUCUAUGGUUGGAAACAAAUGUUUUACAUAUUUAUUUAAAAAAAACAUUUGCUGACAUGAUGUGAAAUAACAAUAGGCAGCACACACAUUAAUCCUCUCUCUUGAUCAUUCAUUUUCUCACGCACACGUUUUUUCUUCACGCUACAUCUGAUAUUCAUCCUUUGACUUUAUGUACACCUGAACACAACACCGUUUGUCUGCAUGACACCACACCUUAACAUCGUGGUACUUUCACUAUCAUGAGCUCGUCAAUAUUUCAAGCUCUUUUAGAAUUCUUCCAUCAUAAACAGUCAUGCAAUUUUCAGUGAUGUAAAUAUAAGUUCGGACAAAUUUUAAGAGCGCAAGACCUUAAAGACUCUCAUUGAUCAUUAACUAAUAACCCAUAAAAGGAAUUUGUAAAGAUUU